Molecule: messenger RNA, 900 nt
Organism: Telopea speciosissima
Lineage: Eukaryota; Viridiplantae; Streptophyta; Magnoliopsida; Proteales; Proteaceae
Product: 60S ribosomal protein L7-4-like
Exons: 8
Coding region: 56-796 (246 amino acids)
Biological process (GO): maturation of LSU-rRNA from tricistronic rRNA transcript (SSU-rRNA, 5.8S rRNA, LSU-rRNA)
Cellular component (GO): cytosolic large ribosomal subunit
Molecular function (GO): structural constituent of ribosome; RNA binding
Source: RefSeq, a predicted model, not a curated record
UGCUUCGACACCGAGAACCCUCGCUCAGCGGAUCGUCGAAACCAUUUGCAGAGAGAUGGGUGAGGAAGAAGCAAAGGGAGGGCUCGUGGUGCCAGAGUCAGUGUUGAAGAAGGCAAAGAGGAGCGAGGAAUGGGCUCUAGCAACAAAACAAGAGUUUGAAGCAGCAAAGAAGAAGAACGCAGAGAACAGGAAGCUGAUCUUCAACAGGGCUAAGCAGUACGCGAAGGAGUAUGAAGAGCAGGAAAAGGAAUUGAUCCAAUUGAAGCGUGAGGCGAAGUUGAAAGGAGGGUUUUAUGUUAACCCUGAAGCUAAGUUGCUGUUUAUUAUUCGGAUCCGUGGUAUCAAUGCAAUGCACCCAAAGACCAGAAAGAUUUUGCAGCUCUUGCGUUUGAGACAGAUAUUUAAUGGUGUCUUUCUGAAAGUUAACAAGGCUACAGUGAACAUGUUGCAUAGGGUUGAGCCUUAUGUCACAUAUGGUUAUCCCAACUUGAAGAGUGUGAGGGAGCUAAUUUACAAGAGGGGAUUUGGGAAGCUAAGCAAGCAGAGAAUUGCAUUAACAGAGAAUACGAUUAUUGAACAGGCUUUGGGCAAGUUUGGCAUCAUAUGCAUUGAAGAUCUUAUUCAUGAGAUAAUGACUGUUGGACCGCAUUUCAAGGAGGCAAACAACUUCCUGUGGCCAUUCAAGCUCAAGGCUCCAUUGGGUGGCUUGAAGAAGAAGAGAAAUCAUUAUGUUGAAGGCGGAGAUGCUGGAAACCGUGAAGAUAAAAUCAAUGAACUCAUCAGGAGGAUGAACUAGGAUUUUGUGCGGAGUUUUGCUUUAAUGAAUUGAGGUUUUUAUCUGCUUUAAUGGUAUUCUGAAUUUAGUUUUCCCAUGCAUAGAACAGCUUUUUUUGUUGCUGA